Messenger RNA from Rotaria sp. Silwood2, 495 nucleotides. The record is from the annotation of a GenBank genome assembly. Lineage: Eukaryota; Metazoa; Rotifera; Eurotatoria; Philodinida; Philodinidae.
AUGGGUAUAGUAAUUUUCCUAUGCUUCCUUAAUAAUAACGCUAUUGCUGUCCAUACAGAUUAUCCUUUAACAGAGGAAGAAAGAAAACUUCAGGAAAUGGGUUCCUUAGCUGGCGGAGAAGGAUUAACUUUUAGACCUAGUAAAAUAAAAAAUAACUCAACAAAGUCCAAGGAUUAUCAAAUUAAUAAAUAUUUAUGGCAAGCAUCAGUAGAAGUAUUGAAUUUUAUUCCUAUGGCUUCUGCUGAUUUAAAUGGUGGCCUCAUUAUUACUGAAUGGUACAGCCCUAAGGAAAAUAAGGAUUUUAGAUUUAAAAUCAAUAUUAUUAUUAAAGAUAAUAUAAUUAGCCCUGAUUCAAUUGAGGUUAGGAUAUUUGAACAAACAUUUAAAAAAGGUAAUUGGAUAGAUCAUCAUAGUACUUCCAAUUUAGCUCUCAGUAUCGAAGAUAAAAUUCUAAGAAAAGCACGAGAAUUAUAUAUUAGUACUGAAGGAAAAUAA